CGACAGUGCUCCAAACCAAAGCAAGAUGAAUGAUGCUUCAACACAAAACAAAACAAUGGAGAUUAAGCUCGAGAAAUUAAACACAAUACUCAUAAAACCCUCAAAACCUACACCAUCACAUCUUCAAACUUUCAAAGUCUCAUUACUAGAUCAAGUUUGUCCUAAUAAUCAUAUCAACGGCACUUUCUUCUACCCAAAUAACAAUAACAAUAACAAUAAUCAUAACCACCAUUUUUCUGAUUUUUCCAAUAAAUCAAAAAUUCUUCAAAACUCACUUUCUCAAACAUUAUCCCAUUUUUACCCUUUCGCCGGCCGUCUACAUGACGACACCACCAUUCACUGUAACGACAACGGCGUUUUCUUCAUCGAAUCACAAACAACCACCACUCUCUUCGAAAUUCUCACCAAUCCUAAUUUCAAAACACUAGAAUGCUUCCCCCCAACCACUGAGGAGAAACAAAAUAUGUUGUUACUACUCCGAUUCACCUUGUUCAGUUGCGGUUCCACCGCAAUUACCAUCUCCAUCACACACAGGAUCGCUGACACCAACACAGUAAUCAGUUUUCUCAACACUUGGACAGCAAUCACCACCGGAAAUGAAAUUGUUCCACUCCCUGAUUUAACCGUCGCCGCUGCUCUUUUUCCUCCGAGAGAAAUUCCCGGCAUGUCUUCUGGUUCCGUUAAAACUUCCGAUGCAAAAUUCACUACUAGAAGAUUCAUUUUCAAAGCAUCCAAAAUAGAAGAACUAAAGAUAAAAAUCAAAAACAAAUUUGAAUUUCAUCCUUCUAGGGUAGAGGUUGUUCUAGCUCUGAUUUGGAAAUGUGCUCUUUCGGCAUCAACAGCAGUUUCUGGUUCCAAAACGACGUCGUCGAUUUUGUUCCAAGCAAUGAACCUCCGUACACGGAUGAACAUACCAGAGAAUGUAGUUGGGACCUUAGCUUGGCCGUUUUGGGUGACGGUUGAAGAAGAAAGCCACGUGGCAUUAGAUGAGAUGGUGAAAAGAAUGAGGAAGGGUGUAAUGGACUUUAUAGAGAAUAAAGUAGAGAGGUUUAAAGAAGAAGGUGGGUUUAAGGUUGUGGUGGAGAAUUUGAAAGAGAGGGUUGAGAUUUUGAAAAGGAACAAUGAGAAUGAGGGUAGUUUGGUAAUUUACAACAGUUCGAGUUGGUGUAAAUUUCCAGUGCUUGAGUUUGAUUUUGGGUGGGGGAAACCUGUGUGGUGUUGUAGUGUGCAUAUUAAUUUGGCGAGUAAUUUUAUUUAUUUGAUGGAUACAAAAAAUGGUGGUGGAAUUGAAGCUUUCGUUACUCUUGUUGAAGAUGAGAUGAAAUUGUUUCAACAAAAUCAGGAGCUGCUUCACUAUGCUGUGCUUAAUCCUACAACAACUCUUAUUUCAACUUCAAAGCUAUAAUAUUUAUAAGUAUAUUAAAAACUUGAUGGCUCAAAUUAGUAAUGCGCAUCUUUUCUGAUUUGACAAAAGUAAUCUCUCUUUACUAUUUUAUAUAGUUUAAAAUGUUGGAUAGUUAAGUAAUUUUUUCAUGAGAAAUGAUAUAUGGACAACAUUUUUUGAACAACAUUGGACAACAAUAAUAAAAAAUAUUAUUUUCUCUCUCAUUUUUUUGUUUGAGUUUUCAUUUUCUUUAAGUAAAAAAAUCCCAAUGUGUUAAGCAUUCCCUCUCUUUGUUCCCGCUCACCCAUUUUUCCCCUUUCCUAAUCAGCUCUUUGCUCUCUCAUUUAACUCAUCUCUCAUAGAUCUGUCAACUAUGUUCCACUCUAUUCACCUAUAGCUUUUAGUGAAGAACUAUGUUGAGUGAAAAAUCUCAGUUGAUGUUAGCAUAUUGAAGAUGUUGAAGACUUGAAGUGUAACUUUGAUGCAAGAGGUUAGUAUUGUAUAUGAAUCAUUGUAUUUGUGUCAAUGUCUUAGCCAUGGUUCCUGCCAUAUAUUUAUCUUGCUUCCCUAACAAUCUUAAACACAAUGAACUAAUUUCAAAAUUUGUCAUUUGCCAAUGGGAAAACUUCAAAUGCUCCAUAGUGGUGUAUUUGUCCUUUGCCAAUGAAAGAACUUCAAAUUCUUCAUAGUGGUGUCAAAGCAUAUCUCUUUUGUCUUGUGAAAUCUUGGUCUGUUAAAAAUUAUGCAGAAGAUUAUCAAGCUAUGUGAAUCAAAACCAAUCCAAACAUUCUUCACUUAUGAUGCACAUACUAAUACUUUCCUUUGACAAAUGUCAUUGUUCUUCCAUUUCCUAAGUGAACCUGCAUAAUGACAUCCAAAUAAGCAAGAUUCAACAAAAUUAAAACACAACCCAACACCAACACAAAAGAAUAUAACAAUAGCAGUGAGCAACAUUGAAAGCAUAAUGACUCCUCCCAAAUUCACUUACUCUUCAAUUGAAAUAUUGAAAUAAGCCCCAUCAAAAUUUGUACUAUGAUUGAGGAAACACAUCUCUGGAUUGUUGUUGUUGAGGAACAAUGGGUUUUGUUUCCCUCUCAUUCAGAUCAGAGCAUCACUGUCACCGAAGCCCCCGUCGGUCGCCGUUGUGAAACAUACAUUCUCUUCCGGCCGCCACUGUCAUCGUUGUCGUCUUCAACAAAACAGAACAUGGUCGGAUAUAUCAUGUUCACAGUCAGUUUCUUCAAUAUUGAUGUGUGUCCGAUUUUUAUGGAAUGAGAGAGAGCAGUGCGACAAUGGUGAAGAAAAGAAGGAGGAAGACGAUGGGUUGUGAAGAGAUAAGAGAGAGAGAAUAUUUUGUCCUUGAAAUUAUCAAGUUACCCUUGCCAACAUACAAAAAUUACAAAAUUAACCUGUUGUCAUGUGAAAAUAAUACUUUUUUAUUAUUGUUGUCAAAUGUUGUCAAAAAAUUAGAUGUUCGAAUAUCAUUUCUCUUUUUUCAUUGUGUCCAACUGAAUUUUCGAAAUUGCUGUUUGUCUUUGUUACUUAUUUGUUUCAAGUCAUGCCUAAUUUUUCCUUCAGAAAUAUCAAAUGAUGUGUGUUUGAUGUGAAUUGUUAUGUUCGGUGGCUCCUUUUUAGUGGAACUUAGUGGCUUUAAUUCAUCUACUUCAUGGUCAACAAGGAACGAUGCUAGUAUUAUAGUAUAUACCAAGUUAACUUUGAGAUUUUAUUUCUACGCAAAUUAGUAAUUAGAAUUUUCCAUUUGUUUUAUUGAUAA
Messenger RNA from Trifolium pratense (red clover), 3158 nucleotides. Its product is annotated as stemmadenine O-acetyltransferase-like. The coding region runs from base 26 to 1405 and encodes 459 amino acids. The record is from RefSeq and is a predicted model, not a curated record. The transcript has 2 exons. Lineage: Eukaryota; Viridiplantae; Streptophyta; Magnoliopsida; Fabales; Fabaceae.